AUUCCCUCCAUUCAGUUAUUUCUUAACCGAGAAUCCGGGCAGGUCAUUUGCAGUUCGCUCCGUAAAUUGAUAUUUGUCCAGGAAUCCCCAUCAAAAAGAUUAAUUUUAAAGAGAAUUUAUCUCUGCUAAUCUCUGUCAGACAUCCAAAGUCUCGCCGGACAAUCUCGAAAAGUCCCUGUUGCUAAAGGUGAACUUGAAUAUUUACGAGGUGAUUUGCCAAAAAUGCACAUCGAUCGCAACAAGUUGAUUGGAGUGAUAGACGAGGGAACAAAUACUGCCCGUUUUGUUAUCUUUAAGGCUCCACACUUGGAGGAAUUAUGCUCACAUUCCGUGGAAAUCAAUCAGAUUUCUCCGUGCGAAGGAUGGGUGGAACAGAAUCCAGAUGAAAUCCUUCAGGCUGUGCUGCUCUGUGCCUCCGAAGCAUGCCUUAAGCUCGAGGCUAUGCAGUACAGUGUGAAAGAUAUUGUAUCCAUUGGGAUUACAAAUCAACGAGAAACGACGGUUGUAUGGGAUAAGACGACCGGAAGGCCAUUGUAUAAUGCAAUUGUGUGGAAUGAUAUCCGGACAAAUGUGACUGUAGAUCGGGUUCUGGCGAGAUUUCCCGAACAGAAUAAGGAUCAUUUCAGAGAAAUUUCUGGCCUGCCCAUUUCUCCAUAUUUCUCAGCUUUGAAGAUAAGGUGGCUGAAGGACAACAUUCGGGAGGUUUAUCGAGCGUGCCGGCAAAAGAGAUGUCUGGCGGGAACAAUUGAUUCGUGGCUCAUUUGGAAUUUGACUGGGGGUCCGGAUGGGGGUAUUCAUGUAACUGACGUCACGAACGCUUCGAGAACUCUGUUGAUGAACAUCGAGACGCUCGAAUGGGAUAAACAACUGCUGCGCACCUUCUCCAUCCAUCCGGAUAUGUUGCCUGAGAUACGCAGCUCAUCAGAGAUUUACGGAGUUAUCAGGGACGGUGGGGUACUCAAUGGGAUUAGUAUUAGUGGGGUAUUGGGCAAUCAACAGGCGUCUCUCGUUGGGCAGAUGUGCUUCAAGCAGGGACAGGCCAAGAAUACUUACCGCAGUGGAUGCUUUCUCUUGUGCAAUACUGGAAAUAGGUUUGUCCACUCAACGAGUGGUUUAGUGACGACAGUGGCAUAUCAGUUUGGCCGAGAUACAACUCCUGUAUAUGCCCUCGAGGGAUCUGUAGCUGUGGCAGGAACAGCACUCAAAUGGCUGAAAAAUAAUCUGGGCAUUUUGCGUGAGACAAUCAAAGAAUCCGAGGAAUUGGCUUCAAAGGUGUCUUCAACGGGCGAUGUGUACUUUGUACCUGCUUUCACUGGCCUCUAUGCUCCCUAUUGGCGAAAAGAUGCCCGAGGAAUAAUUUGUGGCUUGACUGGAUUCACAACGAAGAAUCACAUCAUACGGGCAGCUCUUGAGGCUAUUUGCUAUCAAACUCGUGACAUUCUCGAAGCUAUGAAUAAAGAUAGUGGUUUUGCGCCCAAUAAAUUGCAUGUGGACGGACCAUUUACUAAGAAUGAUCUACUAAUGCAGCUUCAGGCUGAUCUCAGUGGAAUUCCAGUUUUGCGUUCAAAGGCAACAGAUACAACAGCUUUGGGAGUUGCAGUGGCAGCUGGAUUGGCUGAUGGGGUGAAUGCUUGUGACUUUAGGGAUGAGUUCCGGGAUAAAGUGAUCGUGCAUGAUACAUUUUUGCCAACAACGACUCUCGAGGAGCGCAAUGCUCGCUAUGCCAAGUGGAAAAUGGCCGUGGAAAGAAGUUUAGGAUGGUCAGUGACCAAGAAGAGCGGUGUCAUGACAGACGAACGAUUCAGGCUACUCUCCUCAAUUCCCGCCAGUUUAUUCCUCCUCGGAUCAUUCGUUAUGCUUGUGGUCUCGCAAAUCCGACGAUAGUUGUAACUCUGUUUUUUUUUACUCUUUUUUAUCCUAUUCCCUUAUUAAGAUACACUGACUGAGAAAUUGUUUUUUUAUACUUUUUUCCUCACUUUAUUGUUAUUUUUUACACACUCAAAAUACAAUCAUGUGAACAUACUUGGACACUACGUAGUGAAUUUGAUAUGGGGGGAAGUUGCGAAUUUAGAUCAACUUCUACUUUGUUGUCUACAAGUAAAUUAAUGGCAGAUUUUUAUCUAAUUGGCUAAUACUUAAGAAUUUUCCCCCAAUUUCCAGGAAAAUCCUAUGUAGAGUUAUUAGGGGAAAGUUAUGCUUUAAAAGACAUUUUUUUUAGUAAAUUAUUAAAGCUAUUAUAGUGGGAUUGUACUUAAAUAUUAUUUAGAAUAAACAAUUUUUUAACAGGAAAAA
Phlebotomus papatasi is the source of this 2292-nucleotide messenger RNA. RefSeq names its product glycerol kinase (gene Gk2). Gene Ontology annotation, molecular function: glycerol kinase activity. The record is from RefSeq and is a predicted model, not a curated record. The coding region runs from base 223 to 1884 and encodes 553 amino acids. Gene Ontology annotation, cellular component: mitochondrion. The transcript has 6 exons. Lineage: Eukaryota; Metazoa; Arthropoda; Insecta; Diptera; Psychodidae. Gene Ontology annotation, biological process: glycerol-3-phosphate biosynthetic process; glycerol metabolic process; triglyceride metabolic process.